AUGCAUUCGCUAUUGAUCACCUCUUUGUUUUUCUUUUCUGGCGUAUUUGCGCUCUCUGAGCCUCCUUUGAUCGAGACGGGAAACGGUAUUAAAGAUGGCGGGAACAGCAGCAUCAUGAUCAUCAUCAGCAGCAACAGCACCAUCAACGGCACCCAAACCAGUACCCAAACCGCCACCAGCAACAGCAUCAACAUCAGCACCAGCACCAGCACCAGCACCACUGUUCCCAGCACUGCCAUCAACAACCCCAGCACCGCCACCAGUGACAGCCCCAAACCUGAUCCCAGUGACAUCUUCCGGCCCCCGAACCCAGAACUCUUCAAGCCACCCGGACCCGACGAGACGUGCAGGACCCCGACCGGCGGGCUGCUCAGCCCGGGCGUCCAUUGCUACUGCGAAGGGCACACCGCCUACAACAACAUGGUCGACAUGGCCAUCGACGAGGCCUGCGACAGCUGGCACAACAUAACGCUGUACCGCAGCGAGCAGAUCACUUACGUCAAGCGGCUGAGCAGCUUCAAGCCCGUGUACCUGUGGAUGGUCAACAACUGCGUCAGGGAGCGGAGGGAGGCCGUCGUCGACGGGGAGAAGUGCAAGCAGGCGAUGCAGGUGGUCAGGAAAAAGUGCCAGUGGCCCUUUUGGAACCAGAGGGGAGGGCACGUCACGAUGAAUCUUGAUUAUGAGAUUGGGCAGGAGCCGGACAAAUGUAUCAUGGCUAGGUUUGACAUCGAGGCUCUGUGA
Molecule: messenger RNA, 741 nt
Organism: Pyricularia grisea
Lineage: Eukaryota; Fungi; Ascomycota; Sordariomycetes; Magnaporthales; Pyriculariaceae
Exons: 2
Coding region: 1-741 (246 amino acids)
Source: RefSeq, a predicted model, not a curated record